AUGGGCAACACUCAAUCAAGCCCAAAUGAGACGCGCCGCUCCAAUCGACUUUCAAAGCCCCUAACCAAGAAGUUCAACACCUUUCAUUCUCCUCAACAUCUCCGGCCAGAGUGCAAUUCAUCGGCCUCGGGACUGAUUGGAUGGCAAAAUCCUUGGGUGGGAUACAGCAUCUCCAGCACACCCGUGGAGAAACGGAUCGCUUACCCAAAGAAAGCCGAGAUUCCCCCUACUCUGUUUGAGGCAGAGCCAUCUGAAGAAAGCCCGACAGAUAUAUACGCCGCCUUCACAGAUGAUCAGGCCCCUGAGAAUUGUCAAGAUCGCCCGAGUCUUUUGACAACGGGUUCUCAGAGGGCUUCGUAUCAGCCUGGAACGCCAGAUGUAUCUCCUCAGUUCUCGCCGGUGCAUGAACAGCCAAGAAGGGCCAAUUCAAUUCAGACCCCUCUUCAAAGGCAAAAUAGUGUUGUCCUUGAGAACAGCGAUGCAACCUCUUCCAACACUCAUUUCCUGGUUGGCAACCAGCGAUUCUCAUUGACGCGCCGGCGAUCGCUCCUGACUCGACCUGGGGUUGCUACGAGACGCACAACCGGUGCAAUUCGACGCGUUCCAUCCCCGAUUGGAGAGCCAAUCGACGAUCCCAGCGAGUCGGCCGUCUUGCAGUGGCCCCUGCCCUCAAAUCAGAGAAUGCGUCUCCCAUCGCCAGCGCGGCCGACAAGUCCAACUGAUGCCCGAUAUACUCAACUCGGGGCUCUCAAGCUUGGAUCUCUGAGGGUGGUCAAUGGUUCAGCCUCUCCAUGCCCCAGCGAGCGCGUUCCUUUAGAUGGGCCUGGAGUAGGACUUGGGAAUAUUCAAGUCGUGGGCCCUCUGAGAGGAUCUACACUAGAGAUUCCUGCUUUGCCUGAUUUGAAGAAGCCUGAUGAUGUCCCCGGCAGUCCUUUCUCAUUCGAGAAGUCUCCCACCAUCACCGUGCGCCCACGGAACAAGUCCUUGUUCCCCGGAGACACGGAUGAUGAAGCGAUCGCUCUCUGUGACAAUACGAGGGUCCAGUUGGAGGAAGGUGCUUUGGAUGGCCUUGCCCGAAGCACGUCCAGAUCUCUUAACAAAUCAGACAGUGGUUACAGCUCUGCCACGUCUGUCCACUCGAUUCAUCGAAGCCGCACUCGGGAAUCCAUCGAUUCACAGACGUCUGGUUCGUGUGGCGCGGACAGUUCAAAAAAUGCGUGGAUCUCCAAUCUUCCCCCCCAAAGUCGACCAGGCGAUGGCAUGCAGCGUCAUUCGAAUCUGGAAGAAAAACCCGAGAGCUACUCACGGCUGCUCCCAGCCUCUCGCCGAUGGUAUGACUCAAGCAACCCAACUCCAGUCGUUCAAACGCGAUCACGUCGAUCAACAUUAUGUGCACCCCGCUACACGGAAUAUUCUUCAACGUAUGGGACCAGUCCCGAACAAAAACCUGCUGUGGAGUCCCGGUGCCUCUCAAUUCCUCAACCCCAACAAGGCUUUACUCGGGGCCCUUUAUAUGGCGAUCGAUUGUCGGUCAGCACGCUUGAUGUCUUGUCUGUCACAGACUCAACCAAUGUGGAGACAGCCCUAAGUCACCAAAAGACGAUUACUGGAAAUAAGGAACGACUCCGCAGAUCAGCCUCUGCUUAUCACAUUUCCGAAGAGAGCAAUACAUUUGUUAGUCGGCGUUCUCGAUCCAGAAGUAAGGGGGGCAGUCGUAUCUGGAGCCUGAAGCCGGGCGUUGAAGUUCCCCCGUUGCCCACGAUCUUGUCCCCGGGCUUCUUGCAGGAUGACAAUGAUGCCGAAUUAACUGGCUCUGAGCCAAUACGAGGCCGGCCUCGAAGCCGGAGCCAGGAUUACCGCCGCUGUCAGUUGACGAAGUCACGUCCUCAGCCCGAUGUUCAUAUGACGACCUCUCCUUAUGCGCUUUAUUGA
Messenger RNA from Penicillium antarcticum, 1932 nucleotides. RefSeq lists its product as uncharacterized. Bases 1 to 1932 code for a protein of 643 amino acids. The record is from RefSeq and is a predicted model, not a curated record. Lineage: Eukaryota; Fungi; Ascomycota; Eurotiomycetes; Eurotiales; Aspergillaceae. The transcript has a single exon.